Messenger RNA from Brassica oleracea var. oleracea, 873 nucleotides. RefSeq lists its product as uncharacterized. The coding region runs from base 1 to 873 and encodes 290 amino acids. The record is from RefSeq and is a predicted model, not a curated record. The transcript has a single exon. NCBI's taxonomy places the organism in Eukaryota, Viridiplantae, Streptophyta, Magnoliopsida, Brassicales, Brassicaceae.
AUGGCAUUACCUCCUGGAUACACUCCAAAAGACGGUACAAUUCUCCCUCAAAAUCCUGUCUGUAAACUGAACAAGUGUUUAUAUGGUCUUAAACAAGCGUCAAGGCAGUGGUUCCUCAAGUUUAGUGCGACAUUACUUUCUCUUGAAUUUCAAUCAUCUCACUCUGAUCAUACUUUAUUCAUAAGGAAUGUGAAUGGAACGUAUGUGGCUGUUUUAGUCUAUGUGGACGACAUUGUUAUUGCAAGCAAUGAUGAUGAUGCUGUAGAUCAACUAAAGGAAGAUCUAAAGAAGAGCUUCAAGCUGCGAGAUCUUGGACCUCUCCGAUACUUUCUUGGUCUAGAGAUAGCAAGAGCAAGUCAGGGGAUCUCUGUUUGUCAAAGAAAAUCUAUUCUGGAACUUCUUGAUGAAACUGGUCUUCUUGCUUGUAAACCGUCCACGAUACCAAUGGAUCUAAGCAUCAAACUGUGUACUGACAGUGGGGAACCUAUACUGAGUGAUCCUGGAUUAUAUCGGAGAUUGGUUGGGAAGAUGAUGUAUUUGACAAUAACACGUCCGGAUAUCACCUUUGCGGUCAACAAGUUAUGUCAAUUCACUUCGGUUCCAACACAAACUCACCUUAAAGCGGCGUACAAGGUACUACACUAUCUCAAGGCCACCAUUGGAAAGGGAUUAUUCUAUAGCUCUGCAUCAGACUUGAUUCUCAAAGCUUUUACCGAUGCUGAUUGGGGUUCUUGCAAAGAUACUAGACGAUCAACCUCUGGUUACUGUCUCUUUCUUGGACCUUCUUUGAUAGCAUGGAAAUCUAAGAAACAGACUACUGUUUCACAUUCUUCUGCAGAGUCAGAAUAUCGAGCGAUGGAGCUUGCUGUUUGA